Messenger RNA from Limanda limanda (common dab), 2771 nucleotides. It is a transcript of the gene sdc3, whose product is annotated as syndecan 3. Gene Ontology annotation, biological process: cell migration. The record is from RefSeq and is a predicted model, not a curated record. NCBI's taxonomy places the organism in Eukaryota, Metazoa, Chordata, Actinopteri, Pleuronectiformes, Pleuronectidae. Gene Ontology annotation, cellular component: cell surface; membrane. Bases 259 to 1590 code for a protein of 443 amino acids. The transcript is spliced from 5 exons.
UCUCCCGGUACUAACUCUCCGGGCUCGCGCACAUCCGCUCGCAGCAGCAGACCGUUCGCCCGGUGACCGGAAGCAGCCGUGAAGCCGUGGAUUAAACACAAGCCGACACCGGAGCGCGUGUGAAGCGGGACCGACCACCGACCCUCACGAGACGAGAGCAGGCUUUUGUGUCCCCCCCCUCACCUCCUCCUCUUCCUCUUCUCCCCCCCCCCUGAAGGCAGCGGCGGCACCGGGACUCUGUGCACGCGCGUCCCGACCAUGAAGCUGCCGUGGCUGCUCGCGCUCCCGGCGCUCCUCCUCGCGCACACCGCCGCGGGACAGACGUGGUCGCCAUCCAGCGAUGACGAAGGCUCGACGGGAGACGAGUUCUACGAUGAUGAGGAUCUUUACUCGGGCUCAGGCUCUGGCUUUCCUGAGGUCAGUGUGAGGCCGACCUCAGCGGGUGUGUCCUUCACCACAGAAGAGCCCCUCCUCCUCUCGACCACCCAGGCCACUAGCCCCGCCCCCUCCGCCUCACCUGCGGCCGAGCCCAGCCCCAGCCCCAGCCCCGAGGAGCCCACCGCCACCCAGCUGCCCACCGAGGCAGAUGGGGAGAGCGGUGCAUUCUGGGAGAGAGAGCUGGAGAAGGAGAAGGAGCUGGAGAUAGAGAGGCAGAAGGAACUGGAGAAGGCCAAGCAGCUGGAGAGGGAGCGAGAGAGGGAGAGAGAGAGGGAACGGGUCAGGGAGAUGGAGAGAGAGAAGGAGAGAGAGAGGGAGAGGGAGAGAGAACGUGAGAGGGAACGAGAGAAGGAGAGGGAGAGGCAGAGAGAGAGAGAGCUGGAGAGGGAGAGAGAGCUGGAGCGAAUCAGGGCUGCUGCUGCCGCCCAGACCACCGCCGCCCCAAAGACCCCCGCUGCCGUCCCCGUGGUGACCACCAUCCCCGCAACCACCUCCGCAGAAAGUGCAGCGCCCUCGGCUGGUUCUGAUGACGUGAGCACCACAGAAGAAGAAGAGGACGUCUACCUGUCCCCGGAGCCCACCUCCAUGUUCCCCGGCUUCGACAUGGAAACCACCACAGAGGAGGACACAACCACCACGGCAGAGACCACACCUGAGGCCACAACAGCUUCUCCCACCACCACCACCACCGUCAGAACCAGGGUCCCCUUCAGGCCCAGGGUUCCCAUGACAACAGCCACUCAGGUGAUGCCAACGGAGAGAACGACAAGUCCACAGCAGCCCUCAACCACACAGGAGAAUAACAAUGAGGUGGGAGCUGCAGGACCAAGUGGAGAUUUCGAGAUUCGCGAGGAUCGCCGGAACGAUCUCGGUCGAGGGAUUCUGCCGGUGGAUCCGGAUCUGAUCGGCAACACGGUGGACGCGGGAAGCUCUGCCGCGCAGCUGCCACAGAAGAACAUCUUGGAGAGAAAAGAGGUCUUGAUAGCCGUGAUAGUGGGAGGUGUGGUCGGCGCCUUGUUCGCCGCCUUCCUGGUGAUGCUGCUGGUGUACCGGAUGAAGAAGAAGGACGAGGGCAGCUACACGCUGGAGGAACCUAAACAGGCCACCGUCACCUACCAGAAACCAGACAAGCAGGAGGAGUUUUACGCAUAACACGCGUACGCCAGAGAGACCGCACACCGAGGGAGAGAGAAAGAUGGAGAGAGAGAGAAGAGAGAUACUCUCAGCGCCCCCACCUCCUUCUCCUCCUCCUCUUCUUUGUUGCUCCAACCUCAUCUGCUCGCCUCUCCUCAUCCCUCUCUCCUCUCGUCUCCAAAACACUUGAGAGCGCCUUUCUCUCUGCGGACUUGGAACUUUCUUUUCAAUGAAAAUGAAAAAGAGGACAAAAAAAUCCAAAUAUAUUCUGAAAAAAAAAACCCACAUACACACGAGAUGUUUUUAAAGUAAAUGUUGUUAUUAAUAUUCUACAGAUUCUCUUGUUCUGUAUGUAAUGAUAUGAUUAUUUUCUAAAAAAAAAAACUAAACAAAGCAAAACACAAGCGCUUAUCCUGUGUUUUCCAGCACACAAAAGUCCCCCUCUUCUGUUUUUAUGGAGCGACUGAAAGGCUUAAAGGAAAGAGGAGAGGAGAGGGGCGGAACGAGCUGAGGGAGACACAAAAGAGAGAGAAAACAGAGUGAUGGGCUCGACUCUGCCCCUCACCCCCUCACAAAUAACACUUAGAGCGUCUGGUUGGCCACACAGAGCCAAGGGUCAAAGGUGAGAGGAAAGGUCUCUUUUGUGCCUUCCGUCCCUCUGGUGCUCAAACACACACAGGCAUACAUCCACAUAAACACACGCUUACACGUACGCACAUGUACACACACAGACACACACACACACACACACACACUCGUAUCUGCUCGAAGGUGGCUCUGGCCUCUCUCUCUGUGCUCAGCCAACCAGAAAACGAUGCUCAACCCUUGGCGUGUUCCACAGCGUCGAGGAGCAACUGUGGAAACACCGGCUGGUGGCGUUGAGGCUCGCUCCACGGCCCAUCUGCUCCUCUCAGCUGUACAAAGAAUAGUUAUGGAUAGUAAUAAUCAAUAAUAUAUCAAUGUUUUGGGCUGGAUGGUGAACAAUAAUAAUACCGUAAUAAUAAUAAUUAUGAUAAUAAUAAUACUUCAACAGGAGGAUGUGUAUUUAGCAGUUUAAAAAAAAAAGUUUAUAUGUAAAUAUUGUAUCCUUUCUGACAUCACUAACCAUCUGCAUGACCAUGAAGAGUUUUUAUUCAUCACAUUCGUCAUCACUCUAGAUGAGCUGUGCUCUCGUCAACCACACACACACACACACACAC